Messenger RNA from Colossoma macropomum (tambaqui), 2422 nucleotides. Its product is annotated as transmembrane protein 250. Lineage: Eukaryota; Metazoa; Chordata; Actinopteri; Characiformes; Serrasalmidae. Bases 366 to 785 code for a protein of 139 amino acids. The record is from RefSeq and is a predicted model, not a curated record. The transcript is spliced from 2 exons.
GUAUUCCGUGCCGCUCCUUAAACCGCUACAAAAAGCUAGCGUUUCUAUUAAACAGCAAAAUCGUGCCGGAGGCGAAGUUCUUUCUGUCUCAGCUGGGCACCAGAAAAGUGUCUAAGGCCGAGGAAAUGUGUCUGUGGGCGAAUGUGCGAUAAUAAGACGGAUCCUGCUGUCGGGUGGCAGAGCCGACAAAGCAAGAGGGUCAUGCAGUGGACAUGAGGUCAAGAGGUCAUUCCCCUGCAUUAAUCCACAGCACUCCAAGCUUACUGCACGUUCUCUUUCACUGUAAUGCCUGAAGCGACCCAUGAGGCAUCGGAAAGGUCCUGCCAGCGGGCCUUCCUAAAGCCAGGGGCUUUCCCAGCCCACUCAUGCCUGUGAUCCCGAUCCCGCGGCGGGUGCGCUCCUUCCAUGGCCCCCACACCACCUGCAUGCACUCGGCCUGCGGUCCGGCGCGCACCUCCCAGCUGGUGCGCACCAAGUACAACAACUUCGACCUGUACCUGAAGUCACGCUGGAUGUACAGCUUCGUCCGCUUCCUGCUCUACUUCGGCUGCAGCCUGUUCACCUCCCUCCUCUGGGUGGCGCUGUCGGCGCUGCUGUGCCUGCAGUACGUCUCCGUGCGAAUCUUCUUGCGCCUGCAGUACAAGCUGUCGGUCAUUCUGCUGCUGCUGGGGCACCGGCGGCUGGACUUCGGCGUGCUGAAUGAACUCUUCAUCUACAGCAUGCACGUCACCAUGUUCUUAGUGGGCGGCUUAGGCUGGUGCUUCAUGGUGUUUGUGGACAUGUAGGUGUCGUUGAUGACGCUAAGUUUGAGCAUCGACAGUGAAAAAAAGUGAUGCACUGAUAUUACUCCAUUUAUUUUCACGUGAAUUUAAUAUAUUACAUCAGCCGGGGAUGCACGAUGGUACCAGAACAGAACUGGCAUUAGCAGAUUGUUUAAAAAAUGACCAACACUGGGCUGAUGCUCAGAUUGGAGCCAUAAUUCAUAUUGAUAUUCGGCGCAUUGAUUUUACAAUUCAGAAUUUUGGAUUCAUCUUUCAGAUGUUUGUAGUCAGUGAAAAUCCUAUUCACAGAUAAUCCAAUGCAUAAAAUGAUUCUAAUAUGUUCAUCCAGGUCUCAGAUAGUUAGUAGGAAACUUAGAAUCUGAACAAAAAUUAGAUGCUUUCAGAACAAACAGAGCUGUAGAUCAUUCUGAAAUGAGAAAGUUGCAAAACAUCAAGAAUUUCUAAUUUCUAAUAAAGUUAAUAUUCAAAAUUAACUGUAUUUGAAAAAUGAUCAAAUCUUGAGCUUGAUAGAUCAUUAUAUAUAACUAUGAUUUGAUCAUUAAAUAUAAUUAUAUAUUACACGUUGUCAAAAAAUCUCCAAAAUGGUAAUUUUACAAAAGAAAGAAAAACAUAAAAGCUAAUGGAAACAAUUAUUUUCAAAGUUAUUUUCAAGCAUUUCUAUUGGAUGAUUCAUCACAAUAUUUGAUAUCAAUAAAGAGCAGCUGAAGUUUCAGAUUCAAAAAAAAUAAUUAAGUGACAAAAAUGAGAUGCAGUUUUGUUCAGACAGUGAUGACAUAUAACUUUAUAGUUACAUAUAAUACUAAUGAAAUAUCAAUUUUAAAAUUUUAGAAUUUUAAAAAGCAGUUGUAUGUAAUGGUCGUGCCCUACGAUGGACUGACUGGUGGCCUGUCCAGGGUGUUGCCUGCCUUCCGCCCAGUGACCGCUGGGAUAGGCUCCAGCACCCCCUGCAACCCAGGAGGACAAGCAGUUUAGAUAAUGUGUGUGUAAUAAUUAAUUUAUAAUUUCUUGUUAUUUUAAAAAUCUUUGAAAUAUGAACUAAAACAUCUAAAAAACGUUUAGAUGUAUAAGUUUUUAAAAUAAAUAAUGAUUAAUAGGAUAUGUAAUUGGAGACUAUUGAACGGUGGGAUACUGCGCUAAAAUGUUUGCAUGUCACUAAUUUUAUUAAAUGUAUUCAGAAAUAAACAUUGCAUUUCUCUGUAAUGCUGACACAAACAGACAUAAUCUCAAUCUCAGUAGUUUAAAAUGUACGAUAUAUAAAUAAAUUCAUGAAUAUCAGAUGUCGACAUCAGCCCAGUGCAGAAGUCCAGAGAGGCCAUGAGGUAGUUAUAAUUUUCUGGACUGUUGUUUGGAGAUAACAAGUUAAUUAUCUUGUUAUCUUGAAAUAACAAAAGUUGUUACCUAGAGAUAACAACUUAAUUAUCUUGUGAUCUCAAAAUAACAAAGUUGUUAUCUUGAGAUAACGAGUUAUUUAUCGUGUUAUCUCGAGAUGACAUUGUUAUCUUAAAAUAACGAGUUAUUUAUCUUGCUAUCUCAAAAUAACAGAAUCUUGAGAUAACAAGUUAUGUAUCGUGUAAUCUCAGGAUAAAAUUGUUAACUUGAAAUAGCAAGUUACUUAUCUUGUUAUCUUGAGAUAACAACAG